Molecule: messenger RNA, 3972 nt
Organism: Astyanax mexicanus (Mexican tetra)
Lineage: Eukaryota; Metazoa; Chordata; Actinopteri; Characiformes; Acestrorhamphidae
Gene: ampd2b
Product: adenosine monophosphate deaminase 2b
Exons: 18
Coding region: 201-2669 (822 amino acids)
Biological process (GO): IMP salvage; AMP metabolic process
Cellular component (GO): cytosol
Molecular function (GO): AMP deaminase activity
Source: RefSeq, a predicted model, not a curated record
CUCUCUCUAUCUCUCUCUCUAUCUCCUUUUAUCUCUCUGUUUCUCUUUCUCUCUCUCUCUCUCUCUCUCUCCCUCCAUCCCUCUCCCGCUGAGGAUUCCUCUGUGCCUGCUGACCAACAUCUCGCCUCUCUCUCUCUCUCUCUCUUUCUCUGUCUCUCUCUUUUAUUUCCAUACAAACCCAGCAAACCCACAGAUCAGCAAUGUCGUCGAAACUGCCCCCAGGUAAACCGAAGCCCACCUCCCCCUUCAGAAAGAGGGGCAGCCUGCAGUACGCCGCCAGCACAGAUCUGCGCGGCGGUCGUCAUCUCCUAACAUCCCAGUAUUCCUUGCCUGGGAUCCCGGUUUCUAAGCACGGACCUAUUGACCUGCGGACCUCCAUGGAUGGCAAAUACAAAGAAAUCGCGGAGGAGCUGUUCUCGCGCAGCCUGGCUGAGAGCGAGAUGCGCAGUGCUCCGUAUGAGUUUCCUGAGGACAGUCCCAUAGAGCAGCUGGAGGAGCGCAGACAGAGACUGGAGAGGCAGAUCAGCCAGGAUGUGAAGUUUGAGCCCGACAUCCUCCUGCGAGCGAAGCAGGAGUUUAUGAAGACUGACAGUGCCACAGAUCUGGAGUACCUGAAGGAGCAGAACCAGGUGCCCACAGAUAUGUACCCAGAGCGAGAGCUCAUCCCCGAGAGAGAGUACCAGAGAGUCACCAUCUCCGGAGAAGAGAAAUGUGGAGUUCCGUUCACAGAUCUGCUGGAUGCUGCUAAGUGUGUGGUGAAGGCUCUGUUCAUCAGGGAGAAGUACAUGGCUCUGUCCUUACAGAGUUUCUGCAGAACCACAGCGAGGUACCUGCAGGAGCUUGGGGACAGGCAGCUGGACCUCAACAUGUUUGAGGAGGUGCCUGAAACUUCUGGCACUGCAGAUGCCACAGUCCACCCUCCAGUGUCGAAGACACACCCCUAUGAGGGUAUAAACUUCAAAAGCCUGCCUCCAGACAUGGGCUACAGCUGCAGGAUGAUGGAUGGGGUUGUCCAUGUGUACACUCACAAAAGCAACAUGGAGAAAGCCACUGAGCUGGACCUACCCUACCCAGACCUGCAGGAGUACAUCGCUGACAUGAACGUCAUGAUGGCCCUCAUCAUUAAUGGACCCGUGAAGUCGUUCUGCUACCGUCGGCUUCAGUACCUGAGCUCAAAGUUUCAGAUGCACAUCCUCCUAAACGAGAUGAAGGAGUUAGCGGCUCAGAAGAAGGUUCCUCACAGAGAUUUCUACAACAUACGCAAGGUGGACACACAUAUCCACGCUUCGUCCUGCAUGAAUCAGAAGCACCUGCUGCGCUUCAUUAAGAGAGCGAUGAAGAAGUAUCCUAAAGAGACAGUCCACGUGGAGAAAGGACGAGAACAGACGCUUAUGGAAGUCUUCGAGAGCAUGAACCUCACAGCCUUCGAUCUCAGUGUGGACACGCUGGACAUGCAUGCAGAUCGCAACACUUUCCACCGCUUUGACAAAUUUAACGCCAAAUACAACCCCAUCGGAGAGUCCAUCCUCCGAGAGAUCUUCAUCAAAACAGACAACCACGUCGAAGGGAAGUACUUUGGACACAUUAUCAAGGAGGUGAUGGCGGAUCUGGAGGAGAGUAAAUAUCAGAAUGUUGAGCUGCGUCUCUCCAUCUACGGACGCUCCAGAGACGAGUGGGAUAAACUGGCUCAGUGGGCCGUCAAACACCAGGUUUACUCCGACAACGUUCGCUGGCUCGUCCAGGUGCCUCGACUAUUCGACGUUUAUCACACCAAACGACAGCUCAGCACUUUCCAGGAGAUGCUGGAGAACAUCUUCCUGCCUCUGUUUGAAGCAACAAUCAACCCAAGCAGCCACCCUGAGCUGCACCUGUACCUUCAGCAUGUGGUCGGGUUCGACAGCGUGGACGACGAGUCCAAACCAGAGCAGCACAUCUUUAACCUGGACAGUCCUUUACCUGCCAACUGGAUAGAGGAAGAUAAUCCACCUUACUCCUACUAUCUCUACUACAUGUACGCCAAUAUGACUGUGCUCAACCACCUGCGCAGGAAAAGGAACUUCAACACAUUUGUGCUCAGGCCGCACUGUGGUGAGGCAGGACCCAUUCACCAUCUGGUGUCUGGCUUCAUGCUCUCAGAGAACAUCUCCCACGGCCUACUGCUCAGAAAGGCUCCGGUGCUGCAGUAUCUGUAUUACCUGGCUCAGAUUGGCAUUGCCAUGUCUCCUCUCAGCAACAACAGCCUGUUUCUCAGCUACCACCGCAACCCGUUGCCAGAGUACCUUUCUCGAGGCCUCAUGGUCUCCUUAUCUACUGAUGACCCUCUCCAGUUCCACUUCACAAAGGAGCCACUGAUGGAGGAGUACAGUAUAGCUGCUCAGGUGUGGAAGCUGAGCUCCUGUGAUAUGUGUGAACUGGCCAGAAACAGCGUCCUCAUGAGCGGUUUCUCCCACGAGAUGAAGAGUUACUGGCUGGGGCCCAAAUACAUCAAAGAAGGCCAGGAAAGCAACGACAUCCGCCGGACCAACGUGCCGGAUAUCCGCCUGGCGUACCGCUUUGAGACCAUGUGUGAGGAGCUGAAUCUGAUCACCCAGGCCGUGAGGAGCGAGGAGCUGGAGACUAUAGAGGAGGAGGGCUCUCUGUGUAUGAGCGCAGUGCCCAGUGACCAGUAGACAUGAGCGAGAGGAGGCUUUUGGGCGGCAGAAAGACAAAUUGAAUGAAAACACACUGAGGAGAUGUGAUGUAUUGAGUGAGGAAUUUGAUUCAAAUGUGUUUCCAUCAUCAUAGCACAGUUAUAUCAGUUGUUAUUAAUGAGAAGAUGAGCCACUGGUAAAACAUGAAGGGGAGUUCUUAUAAUGCUCAACAUGGCUUCUAUUUAGAGACAAAUCCCUGCCUUUUAUCAAAAAGAACCAAUCAGCUUUCUGCUUACGAUGUGAGUAGAGGAAGUUUAGUGUCCCUCAAUGUGGAGAUCUGUGCAAGCGCAGCAGCCAUAACAAGUCAAAAAAUCACAUUUUGUGCAUAUUUGAGUCAAAUGCUAUAAUCUAUUAACAAAGUUUUUGUCUUAAUUUAUCACCAGGGUGGAGUAACAAAGCCAGGCCAUAGUCAGUCCCAUUUAGCAGCUGCAUUUAAAACAAUUAAACCCCAUCAAGCUGCCGGUGCUCAGAGUUAGCAAAAUUGGCCCUGCUCUCUCCCCACAUCACUAAAGUGUGAUGUCCGCAGCACAGGGCGUCUGUGAGCUGAUGUAUCAGAACCGAGUCACUAAACAAACAAACAAACAUCAAACUAAACUAAACAAACACAAAUAAACGCCUAAACACACAUAUAGACACAUAUAUAACAUAACUCUACCCAGAAACAACAUAAAAUCCCCCAAAAUGAACAAAGGGCAAAUGCUGAGGAUGCUGGAAACCUCUCAGAGAACUUAUAAGCAAACCCAAACCACAAUAUGUUGUUUAAAUAGUAUUUUGACUCACAUCUUUGAGUAUUUUGGUCUCUUCCCAUUUAAAGAAAUGGGAUGCAGGUCUUGUAUGACUGGAGAUAAGUGCCAGGAGGAGUGGCAAAGAUGUUUUCAGAGUGAACAGACUUGACUAUAAGGACUAACUGCUACUACAACUGACUGAAAGACAUCACUGUAUUGAUGGAAUAUGUGGUAUUCUUAAGUAAAUGCUGUACGCACAUUUGAAUCAAGUCAUUUGGUAACACUUUACUUGGAUGGUCCAUUUUAUGGCCUUGUUGAUGCUCAACUGACAUUCAACUAACACUGAAUUGAAUGUCCAUUAAAUUUAACUUAACCCUAUGUUGAAUGUAAAUGAUUCAAAAUAGAACCUACCCGUACACCUUACCCUAACCUUAACCCUUAAUCAACCCUAAAAUUAAACCCUACACCUAACCCUAACCUUAACCCUUAAUCAACCAUAUAAUCAAACCCUACACCUAACCCUAACCUUAACCCUUAAUCAACCCUAAAAUCUAACC